Erigeron canadensis is the source of this 1164-nucleotide messenger RNA. RefSeq lists its product as uncharacterized. NCBI's taxonomy places the organism in Eukaryota, Viridiplantae, Streptophyta, Magnoliopsida, Asterales, Asteraceae. The record is from RefSeq and is a predicted model, not a curated record. The transcript has 2 exons. The coding region runs from base 133 to 666 and encodes 177 amino acids.
GGCAAUACACAUUACACAACACACUACUCUAGCUAUUUUUAUUCCUAUUCUAUUCUUUUCUCCUUCCCCUGUUCUAUUUCUAUCUCAAUAACUCCCUUAAACCCUACACUUGCACUUUGCAAGUCCAAAAAUAUGUUUAUUUCUCAAUCCCCACUUGUUAUUCUACUCUUUUUCUUAACCAUUUUCAACAUUAAUUUUACAACAUCUGAAACUAUAUAUGAAAUUCUUGGUAAAAAUGGUUUACCAAUGGGCUUGUUACCAAAAGGGGUGUCAAAUUUCACUUUUGAUAAAGAAACUGGAAAAUUUGACGUGCAUUUAGAUCAAGCUUGUAAUGCUAAAUUUGAAGAUGAAAUUCAUUAUGAUUGUGAUAUUUCUGGAAACUUGAGUUUUGGUCAUAUUGGUGGGUUAUCAGGUAUUUCUGCACAAGAUUUGUUUUUAUGGUUUCCUGUUAAGGAAAUAAGGGUGGAUAUUCCAAGUUCUGGAUUGAUUUAUUUUGAUGUUGGUGUUGUUUCUAAGCAAUUUUCUUUAUCUUCAUUUGAAACACCAAGAGAAUGCUUAGCUUCUUCAGUUCACCCCAUUGAGAUAAUUGUAUCAUCUACGAAUGUACCAAGAAAGUUGCGGAUCCGAAAAAGGGAUCAUCAAGAACAUGUGAUGACAGUUUUGUGAAUUUGAAGUUAAAGAUGGUAUAUAUAGGAAAGUGGCACAAUCUCUCAAUCAAGUAAUGGGUAUUUCCAUUUCUUGCGUUUAUAGUUGUUCUUCAAAAGGUUCAAAAAUCUGUUGUGCUUCCUUUUUUGGUGUUCUUUGUAUAGUGUAAAAUCUGUAAACUAGUCUCAAAUGCAAGCUCCUGUAUAUGCAAUAUGGUUACAUUGGAUUGAACUUGAAGAAAAUACGAUAUAUAAACACACAUUGUAGAAGCAAGUGACAUAGAGGGCUGCUGCUACGGUUCACUGAGAUUUAGUCCAAUGUCGCUUGAAAGAAAUUCACAAGGUAUGCAAGUUAUAUAUAUGGGAGCAAUGGAUUAAAGGUUACAAAUCAGGUGAUGACACAUGUUUAUCUUAUGUUGUUGAAUUCAUUUUACAAAUAUGAACAUAAAACAUCUUUUUGUAGUCAUAAGUUGCUUUGAUAGAAUAAAUAAGAAAUAAAGUGCAUCCUUAUUGCCUUUUA